Molecule: messenger RNA, 1731 nt
Organism: Salvia splendens (bonfire salvia)
Lineage: Eukaryota; Viridiplantae; Streptophyta; Magnoliopsida; Lamiales; Lamiaceae
Exons: 2
Coding region: 151-1560 (469 amino acids)
Source: RefSeq, a predicted model, not a curated record
UCCCACUCCACAAAUUUAACAAAGAGCUACAAAAUGUUAACUUGAUCUAUAAAUAGACUCCUCCCCCCAUUUCCAAAAAAUCACAACAUAACUUCAGGCACUUGUAACAAGAAAAUCAUUUCUUCUUAUCUAAAUUUCGGUGGAAGAAACAUGGCAACAAUCAUUCUUCCAAGGUCCAUCGUGAUCAAAUCCAAAACAUACAGUGAGAAAGGCAAUGCUUACUUCAAGGCUGACGGCGCUUCUGUACUUAUCGGAGAAGAGGACAUAUUCAGCACGCUCGUCAAGAUUGAAUCCGAGAUGGCAACAAUCAACGAGAAGUAUGUUAACCUACGAUUCGGUUAUUUCAACAGGUACUGGCAGCAGCAGAGUGGAGACAGCAACUUCAUCGUUGCUGAAUCCGACCAGCCACAGGAGGACGUCACACAGCCCUCCUGCACCUUGUUCGAGCCCGUCAAGGUUGAUGAUAACGGCGCCUUCUACCUUAGGCACGUCCAGAGCGGAGGGCGUGUGUUGGUAGAUAGCCUGACCAUGGGCUUCUACGUCGAUGAAAAGGGCGGUGAUGAUGAGAAAGCUUAUCUAACUUUUGUGGAUUGGUCCACAUUAGUUAAACUGCCUCCCAAUGUAUCAUUAAAAGGGGAUAACGGAAAGUAUCUGAGAACGAAUGAGACAGUUCUGGAGUUCGAAUCUGAAGAUCGUAACAAACAAGAUUCGAGCUUCAUAGUGGAAGUGCAGCCGGAUGGACAUGUGGAAAUAGGGCAGGGGCAGGCUUUAUCGACUAGAUCUUACUGGAAUGUGAGCAGGUUCCCUACUCAUUUUGGAUUGAUCACCGUUAAUCCUCAAAGCGUGGCGCUUCCUGAAAGGUAUAUGUUCUGGCCGAUUAAAAUCGAUGAAACUUCAAUCGCCUUCCGCAGUGUGUUCUACCCACACUUCUGCUGCCGUCGUGUGAGAAAUAUUAUUUCAGGUGAGUUGGAUAAUUCUCUAAGCGCAUCAGCUGACAGUAUCACGAAAGAAGCAAUAAUGGAAGUGCAGGAAUCGUUGCUGUCAAGAAAGAUCUACAACGUGAGGUACCAGAUGGAGUAUGCUCGGAUUUUCAACGAGGUGCCUUUUGUGGCAGGCACGACCUCGCUUAGUAACCCGAACGAGGGAGUGGCUACUGUCCAGGCCUCAAUUACUUAUACAGAUGAGAAAUCCUACUCUUUUAGCAGAAGCUUGUCACUGACCGGGGGAGUCAGCAGCAGCAUUGAAGCUGGUGUGCCCUUCAUUACAAGCGCUUCAAUCACAGUGAGUUAUGAGAUAAAUGGGACGUUCGAGUGGGGUGAAACCACAACAACUUCAACGUCGGUUACAGCCACCGGGACAGUUCCUGUGCCUGGGAAGAGUACGGUUAUUGUUGAUUAUGUUGGAACAAGAGGCACCUGCAAUAUUCCUUACUCUUACACUCAGCAAGACACCAGUUCCGUUGAUGGCAAAAUUGUUAAUACGAUUCUUUAUGAUGGUAUCUACAGUGGCGUCAGUUAUUACAACUUCAGCUUCUCUAUCAGAGAGAUUAAGUCACUCUGAUCAUCCAUAACCUUUGUUGCUCUUGUUGUCGCUUUUGUUUGUGUGCUUUGUUUCGUUUACUUUUUUCAACUUUGGGUUGCCUUUUGUUGUUGGUGUUCUAAUAAUUCCAGAUACAUUUAUGUGUUUGAUGAUGUACAUUGUGUUUGAUUUGAAUUAUGAUGUUUCAAUUAA